UCACAUGACAGAGACAGACGAAGUUUGUAAUUUUUGGAGACAGUGUGACAAUCACUAUCUCAUGAUUAUUUAAAAUUUUAAGUGUUCUUAAUUUCUUAUUUAGAGAUUCAACAGAAGAAAGGUCCAUCAAAAUGAAGAAAAAGGUCCUCUUAAUGGGAAAAAGCGGCUCUGGUAAAACCAGUAUGCGGUCAAUUAUAUUUGCAAAUUACAUUGCAAGAGAUACCCGCCGUUUAGGAGCCACUAUUGAUGUUGAGCAUUCACAUGUGCGCUUUUUGGGCAAUCUUGUUUUAAACUUAUGGGAUUGUGGUGGCCAAGAAGCUUUUAUGGAAAACUUCUUUGCCAGUCAAAGAGAUAAUAUCUUUCGAAAUGUAGAGGUACUUAUAUAUGUCUUUGACGUUGAAUCUCGUGAAUUAGAAAAAGACAUGCAUUAUUAUCAAUCCUGCCUAGAAGCUAUUUUACAAAGUUCUCCAGAAGCCAAAAUUUUUUGUUUAAUCCACAAAAUGGAUUUAGUUCAAGAAGAUCAAAGAGAUCUGAUUUUUCGGGAAAGAGAAAGGGAUUUGGAACGCUUGUCAAGACCUUUGGAGUGCACAUGUUUUCGUACUUCCAUUUGGGAUGAAACAUUAUAUGAAGCAUGGUCUUCAAUUGUGUACAAACUUAUACCUAAUGUUCAGCAACUACAGACCAAUUUAAAGCAGUUUGCAGAUAUUAUAGAAGCUGAUGAAGUACUUUUAUUUGAGCGAGCUACAUUUUUAGUUAUUGCUAGAGCUGAAAGAAAAGAACACAGUGACAUUCAUAGAUUUGAAAAAGUUUCAAAUAUCAUAAAACAGUUCAAGUUGAGUUGUAGUAAAAUUGCUGCCCAAUUUCAAAGUAUGCAAUUGUCCAAUGGCAAUUUUUCAGCUUACAUAGAUGUUUUUACUCCUAAUACUUAUGUGAUGGUUGUCAUAUCUGAUCCAAAUAUAACUCCUGCAAUCACUCUUCUCAACAUUAAAAAUGCUAGGAAGCACUUUGAAAAGUUGGAAGGUGUCAGGCAACCCCAACAACUUCUACCUAGUCAAUAAUAUUAAGAAGGAAAAAACUGUAAACAAUAUAUGUGUAUUUUUAAAGCAAUGUAAAUCAUUUAAAUGUUA
Molecule: messenger RNA, 1127 nt
Organism: Argiope bruennichi
Lineage: Eukaryota; Metazoa; Arthropoda; Arachnida; Araneae; Araneidae
Gene: RagA-B
Product: ras-related GTP-binding protein A-like
Exons: 8
Coding region: 132-1058 (308 amino acids)
Biological process (GO): cellular response to starvation; regulation of autophagy; positive regulation of TOR signaling
Cellular component (GO): lysosome; Gtr1-Gtr2 GTPase complex; nucleus
Molecular function (GO): GTP binding; GTPase activity
Source: RefSeq, a predicted model, not a curated record